Cherax quadricarinatus is the source of this 6066-nucleotide messenger RNA. Lineage: Eukaryota; Metazoa; Arthropoda; Malacostraca; Decapoda; Parastacidae. The record is from RefSeq and is a predicted model, not a curated record.
GAGUAUGGCCGUCUGGCUCUCGCGGAUUUAAGGCGGGGAUCCACUUCGUUUAUUUGAAAACAAUUGCUCCUUUUUCUCUUUCCAGGGGACACCGUUCCCUUCCCGGAUCUCGACUAUAUAUAGGCAAAAUAAAAGUCCCUGAACACCAUGAGGCGUCACUUGUUGUUGUGGCCCUAUAAACUCUCAACACGAACAGGACAAGAUCAACUCUCAAGUGACGACAAAGUUCUUGGAGGAUCUAAAAUACUCUUACUUCAAGAGAAUCAACAGAUACAUCUACAUAUUCCACUUAGGCAAUAGGAAGCAGUGUGUGGUUGUUACAGUGGUGAUCAUCUUGGGAGAGAUGAGUUACUAUGAGUCUGUUACUGGAUUACUCUGGCAAGAAUCUCACCAAGACGGAGAUAGAGGCAACUGUGGCAGCUGGUGUGAUCAAGAACUUUGACCCGAACACCUUGCAGUAUUACUGUGUGGUGUGUUCCCGGAAUGGCUGCGGCGACAUCCUUCCUCACCUCCUCAGCAAGGAACACAGAAACAGCCUAAUCUGGGAAGCCGUCAGACAGUCCCCACCAUCGCCCGCUGUCCUACAGCUAGUGCCAGAGGUAGUUCGUAAUGCCAAGCUUAGAAACGAGGUGGGGGCUGUGGACAAGAACCAUUUUUCAUAUAGAUGUCAAAUUUGUGUUGUGAAGAAGCCUUUCAAUGGGGUGGCUCCUCUUGAAGCUCACCUCAAUGGCAAAGAACACGAGAAGUCUAAGAGAAACAUGCAGUUUACAUCCAUGCCACAUCAAACUCCCUUUCUCCCAGAAGAGAAUUCAGUACCCAACAGUAAGAUACAAAAACAGAGCCCACCACCACCACCUUCACCACAUUCGUCCCUGUCCAGCACACAGCCAGGUCAAGUUCAGAUAACUAAACAGCCAAUUUCCUUACCUUUUGAGAUGGGGCCAGGGCUAGGCUUGGGUUACAAUCGCCCCAACAGGCAAUACCUUCAUGAAGCAGACAACAUUCAUCAAGGAACUACAUCAGUAGAGGCAUCUCAGUAUCCUCAUUGGUCCUACCCCACUCACCAUCUCGCAUCACAGUUUUCACGCAUGAGUUUACAGGAUCCAGCACCGAAUAGAAGUCUCAACACAAUGUUUGGCAACAUGCAGCCACUCUCACCAGAAGCUGAAGAUGCAGUUCGUAAUGGCAUCGUUUCAGAGGGAGAAAUGUCCAGGACUGGUCCUGCUUACUACUGCAACUCUUGCAGGGUGCCACUGACGGGAGCCAGGCCCUUGGUGCAACAUGUAGAGGGCGAAAAGCACAAGAAGAAUGUCCUGGCUGCAUCGUAUAGGAGGGAACCUCAUAACAAGCUGUUUCCAAAUGUAAGGUUUCCUGAUUUGAAGACUGCAGACUCCAGGUCUCUGCAAGCACUCCCAUCAUCUACUAACCCAGAGGGGCCUCAAGACUUGAGGGGUAUGAACAGCGAGUCACCAUCUACUAACAAUGAGACAUCUCUGGCAGAUAGAAAAGUUGAAUUGCAAGAAACACGGCAACCCUAUUAUGAUACUGCAGCUCCUAGUCAGAAAAGCAUCCAUUCCCCUCUACCCUUUGAUCCAGGGCAGCUGGUUCUCAUUGAUCUGUCCUUUGGGAAACGUAAAGUGCCAGCUAUUCCUUGGGAUGGACCGUAUCUAGUACAAUCUUCAGAUGAGAAUGUUUGCUUGGUACAAAAAGGUAAUGGCAAAUGCAAGACAGUCCCCCGAGUAUACUGCAUACUAUAUACUCCUCAGUUACUGCACACUGGCAAUGAACACCUGCUACAGGAGCAGCAAGCUGAGUCACACAAUCUUGACUUGAGUGAUCCUCAAGUUGGACACACUUCAAAGACCAAAUCUGAACCAUUUCUUAAACCUCAGCCAAGCCUGACCAAGGAACUACCAACACUUUCCACUCUUGCUUUAGAUCCCUCACAAACAACACAGAAAUUCAUAAAAAAUUGCACUGUGAUACUUGGUGAAGAUGGAGAAAUGUUUGUUUGCUAUUUUGACGAAAGAAGUGCGAACAUGUGUAAACCUUCAAAACUAUACCACAGCCGAAGUACACAAACAGAUGUGGUACCAAUUAUUACAUGUGAUAUACAAGCAGAUGAUGCACAAGUUACCCUGGCACCUGCAUUGAGUCCCUAGAAAAAUAUUUACUUAUUUAUGGAUGAUCUUCACUUUAAGAUUUGAAGCAAGACACAAACACCAAAGAGGGAGAUUAAGUUAAUAUCAAAGAGAAAAUUCCUGCCUUUCUUAAAACGUAACUUCCUUAGGGAGUAAAGUCAUCAAAUCUUGAUAAAUUUUGGUCAUCAUACAACUGUCCUGUAUGUUCUGGAACAUCAGUCUGCAUACAUUUUUGUAUAUGUAUGAAUAAAUAACAUAUACAGUGGACCCUCGGGUAACGCCUUUAAUCUGUUCCAGAGAGCUAGCCUUUAGCCGAAUUAAUUUUCCCCAUAAGAAAUAAUCGAAAUCCAGUUAAUCCGUUUCAGACAGCCAAAAGUAUUAACAAAAAAUGUUAAUUUUAAAGAUUAAAUAUAAAUAUACAUACAGAAAACAGUGACAAAUAAAUAAAAAGCACUAAUGAAAUGCAUAAAUGAACAUUUAACAUAACACUUACUUUUAUUGACUUACCUUUAUUGACUUGACUUGUUGGUGUAUGGUAGACAUGUUGGAGGUAAGAGGAAGGCAAGAUUAUUAUGCUUAAAUAUGAUGCUAAUAUCAUCUCUACAGCUUAUUUAUCUAUCACAAUUCAUCUAAUAUGACAUUAUAAACGAUAUUAAUAACAUAGAAACAUGAUAUAUACUCUAGAAUGAAUAAAAUAUGUCAUAAUGUAUGUGAGGAGUAAAUGGUGUAAGUGUUAUGAGGGUCGCCACUGAGAGAAGUCAUACAUAGUGGUGGUGGAGGUGCCAGCAGAACCCACCAUCACUAUCACACUUAAACAAUGUAUGUAAUUUAUAAAUAAGAAAUAUUUACAUUUUAUUUUAUAAAUAAAUAUUCAUGUUUUAAUUUAUAAAUAAGAAAUAUUUACAUUUUAAUUUAUAAAUAAGUUUAGUCAGGUAUACACAAAUACAGUUACAUACAUAGAUUAUCAUACAUAGCAGCAUAUGUGUAAAGUACCUAGGAUAACCCAAAAAAGUCAGAGUGACUUACAUAUUUCCAUUGGGGUCAUUUUAUAUUUACACUUAUAUUUACCUUUAUACUUACAUUUUUAUAUUUACACUUACCUUGGAGAAGAUGUUAGUUUAAUUAGUUAAUUUGAUGGAGGAGAUGCUGGCAGAGGCUUAGAGUGGUGGAAGAUACGUAGCAAGGCAGCGUAUGUUCAGUGGCCCGAUACACAUUCAGCAACAUUGGAGAGUUACUUGUGUGUCGUUUUUCUAUCGCUUACUCACUUAACUUUCUUGCUACACUGUUAAUUCUACACUUUAUUGCUGGCUGGCACUAUAGCCUUUAUCGAUACCUGCUGCUUUAGUAUCGUACAUAUCGUAGAGUCACUGAAUCACUGCAGAAGACACAUUCACCCCUCUAUCUUCCUCCUCCACCUUGGUACUUUGCUACGAGUUUUUUCUUGAAUUUUAUUGUGUUUCUUUCCUCCUUUAUCACAGGGCUGACACUAGAAGCUUUCUUUGGGCCCAUGGUGGCUUAUUUAACAGUUACAAGCACUAAAAACAAUGGAAUAAUACAAAAUAUAUCGCAUGUAUUCAUAGUAUUGGCUAGCAUGACUGGGCUCGGGUGAGAGAAGACGUAUGUAGUGUCAUCUGCAAAUAGUGUGGGUUUGAGUAGUUGCAAUGCAUUUGGUAGGUAUUAAAACUCCCCUAUAAAAUGCACAGAAGUUGGCAAUUUGGCCAAUUUUACUCAAAUUUCAAAAAAUACCAAUUUAAAAAUAGAUUGCAAAAUAAACAGUGUGGACAUUCCUGUCACUAAAACAUUUCCUCUUUUCAUUAUCACUUCACAAAGCCUCUUGUAUACUAUUAUACUUGCCUUCCAUUUUGAAUUCAUAAUUACAAAAAUAGAAGAUUUUCUCUAUUGCCAGAUAAUAAAAUAUAACCAGGAAUAAUUGGUCAUGGUUUAUGGCAUCCCAGUACGUAAUUUAAUCAGACCUAUUAAAAAUCCAUAAAACAGACCAGGGGAUGUAGGGGGCAUUAACAGUCCUCGAGAACUGAAACCAACCAAUAUCAUAUCUAAUUUCAGUAGCAUGUCUUACAUUCUAUAAACUGUUACAAAGAAACAGCCAAUAAAACCAUAAAAACCAUCCUAGAAACCUCGAAGUCAGUUUUAAACCAAUCACACGGUCAGAGUUUUGCUUUUCCCAUCAUGCACUGCAUGGGACAGGAAUUUUGUUUUAUACUGUGUGUUCAUACCUUGCUAACCAUUUUUCUCAUAUAAAGGCCAAAAUUUACUGCUCAUAACCUAUCUGAGUGAACUGAGCUCAUGAUGUGGAACUAUGUGAUGGACUUUGGCCUCUCUGAUGUAGUUUUAAGUGAUGACCACUGUCUGUCAUGUAGAACUACAUUAUUGAAGUCAGGGGUCCUUCUUGUAGUUCUACGUCAUGAGUUCAGCUCACUUAGAUAAGCUAUAAGCAGUAAAUUUUGGCCUGUGCGGUGAGUGUGCACAGGGUAAAAAAAAAUUCUGCCCCAUGCAGUGGAUGAUCUGAAAAGCAAAACUCUGACCUUGUGUUUGGUAUAAAACAGUGACUUUGAGGUAUUUUCUAGGAUGGUUUUUUAUGAUUUUAUUGGCUGUUUCUUGGUAUUGAUAGACCCAAAAACAUACUACUGGAAUAAAGAUGAUUUUAAUUGGUUCCACUGCUGGAAGUAGCUUGAAAUCUGCCUCAAGGUAGCCAUUAUUCGAUUUUUGCCAAUAUUCCUGAGGACAUGUUAGGCCUCUCUUGCACUGGUCUGUUUUGUAGGAUUUUUACUAGGUGUGAUUCAGUUACUGAGACACUGUAAACAAUGGCAUUAUCCAAGAAAUAUGGUAAAUCUUCAAAUUUUUUGUGUGAUGAAUUCAAAAUGGAAGGCAAGUGUUAUAUAGGAGAAGCCUGGGGACAUGAUUAAUGAACAGAGGAAAUGUUAUUUUAGUGCCAGGAAUGUCUACAGUGUUUAUUUUGGAUUCUGUUUCUAGAUUGGAAUUUUUUUAAUUAUGCAUAAAAUUGGCCAAAUUAAAAACUUCUGUGCACUUUAUAAGGCAGUGUUGGUAAUUGAAUGGAAGGUUUCUUGUAUUCAAUCAAUAGAACAGAAGGCAUAGUAGUGAAAUACCUAAGAAUUCGGUCAAAAUUUGUAUUUUUGGUGCCAUUAACUUCAGAAAAAAAAAAAUUUUCAUGUCAGUAGACAAAAAUAUUUUUUUUAAAUGUGGACACUGAGCACUUUUAAUUUUAGCAAUUUAAACAGCGAAAGGGUUAAUGUAUCUGGGGUGGUCUUACGCGGUCAUCCAGUGUCUUUUCCUCUGAUGAGGUUGUCUGUCCCACCAGAAUCCACAAAACAUUUCACUUCAAAUAAAUAGCAAAAAGGCACAAUAGUGUGACUGGAACAAUACACAAAUAACCCGCACAUAGGAGAGGGAAAGAGGAGCACUGCAAGGGAGAUAGGGGCCCCUGGCUCCCUUGCAGUGCUCCUCUUUCUUAGUUUUUGACUGACUCCACUACUAUUACUACCCCCUCUACCACUACCUCUCUUCUUCCUUUCCUACUACCUCUUUUGUCCCGUCCCUGUCUUCUGGCCUAUAUAUACUCCCUCCUCCACUCCUUUUUGUUAGUGUGACUUUGUAAAUGGUCCAAGUCGGACUGAAACGUCGUCGUAAGCUCCUCCCUCCUAUGUGCAGGUUAUUUGUGCAUUUCACUUUGCUGCACAUUCCUCAGUGUUACUCCUGUUGGGUUACAGAUAGCUUUGUUGGGAUUCUCUUCCUUGUGUAGGGCAAUAAUAUAUUUAUUUAUUUAUUUAUUUACAAUUUGAGCACACAUACAGAGGUAUAAAAAAAUUCAGAUAAGAGCAGCAUGCCAAAGCCACUUAUACUAUGCAUAGCAUUACGGGCUGGCUUAAAAUUAACUUAAGAUUAACUA